GACCGUGUGGGAAUGGUCGGUCCGCGCGCUGGGGGCUGGACCGCUACCGAGCAGAAACAGAGCAAAAAGAGUUUUUAAAUGUCCGCCAUGUUGUCCAUGGCGCACUGAGCCAACGAUAGGGGAGCGGAGCGUCGGAGAGAAACAGUCCGAGAGAGAGCGACCAAGAUCCGGGCCUUUCCCCCCGGCUCCGUUUGGCGACGCCCUUAAAUUUACAAGCUUACAGCCAAUCCGAACCGUCAGAGUAGAGAAAUAACCGCACAGAAACAUCCAUGAAAGCUCCACUCGGCACCGUUGUGAAUAUUAGGAGAUCCGAUAGAUUUAUAUUGCAUCUCGACUUGUGAAAUAAUGAGUAAAUUGUCGUUUCGGGCGCGGGCGCUGGACGCUUCCAAGCCACUACCCGUCUUCCGUUGUGAGGAUUUACCCGACCUACACGAAUAUGCAUCCAUUAACCGGGCCGUGCCCCAGAUGCCUACGGGGAUGGAGAAAGAAGAGGAAUCGGAACACCAUCUCCAGAGGGCCAUCUCGGCGCAGCAGGUAUAUGGCGAGAAGCGGGACAACAUGGUCAUCCCGGUCCCCGAGGCAGAGAGCAACAUCACGUACUACGAGUCCCUCUACCCCGGGGAAUUCAAGAUGCCAAAGCAGCUAAUUCACAUACAGCCUUUCAGCUUGGACACAGAGCAGCCAGACUACGACCUGGACUCGGACGACGAUGCGUUUGUCAACAAGCUGAAAAAGAAGAUGGAGAUCAGCUUGCUGCAGUUUGAGGAGAUGAUAGACCGGCUGGAGAAAGGCAGUGGACAGCAGCUGGUGAGCCUUCCGGAGGCCAAACUGCUGCUGAAGGAGGACGACGAGCUCAUCAAGGAGGUGUUUGACUACUGGAGCCGCAAGAGGAAAAACAGCAAGGCCAACUCCCUCAUCCCCACCGUCAAGCAGGAGAAACGGGACGGCUCCAGCACCAGUGAUCCCUAUGUGGCCUUCCGACGGCGCACCGAGAAGAUGCAGACCAGGAAGAACCGUAAGAAUGACGAGGCGUCCUACGAGAAGAUGCUGAAGCUGCGCAGGGAUCUCAGCCGAGCCGUCACCAUCCUGGAAAUGAUCAAGAGGCGAGAGAAGAGCAAGAGAGAGCUGCUGCAUCUCACACUGGAGAUCUUUGAGAAGAGAAACGUCAUGUCAGACUAUGGCGGCGAGGUGAUGGCAGAGGUGUUGGCUGAGCGGGCACUGGUGAGGCCGCAGAUCAUUCCCCUGGUCCCCCUCACCAACCAGUACCGACACCAGGACCACAUGGACCUCAAGGACUACAAGCCCAAGCCCGAGAAGACAGAAGUUCCCCGGCCGAAGAGGAAAUACGAGAAGAGGCAGAAGGUAUUGCCUCUUUCAUCGGGCGUCCCCCACCAUCCGGGUCCCGUGGUCUUCAAUGCCAAGGACCUCAACCAGUACGACUUCCCCAGCUCGGAUGACGAGCCCUUCUCCCAGCUGCAUUCAGGCUCAUCAGAAGCAGAGGAGGAGAACGACCCAGAUGGUGCCUACGCCUUUCGCAGGAAGGCAGGCUGCCAGUACUACGCUGCUCAUCAGGAUCGCGUGGGCAGCUGGCCGUGGUGCGGACCAUGGGAGGCCGGCUUGGCAGAAGCUCGCUUUCGCUACAGUCUCACCACGCUCACCGUGCCGCGGCGCUGCCUCGGCAUGGCUCGACGUCGCGUGGGACGAGGUGGCAGGGUGUUGCUGGACAGGGCGUACACGGACUAUGACAACAUUUUCCACGGACUGGAUGCAGAAAUGCUCGACCUGCCUCUUCCCUCCUCUCCUCCCCCUCCCACUCCUCCUCCUCCUACAACUACUUCACACUCACCGGCCACCGACAAGUUUGCCAGUACCUCAGAAACAAAUACCUCAGAUAGAAGUUCCUCCUCCCUUCCCCCUUCUUCCUCUCCCUCUUCCACGGACCUCAGUCAGAUACUGUUGAAUAUAAAGUCGUGCCGAUGGAGGCACUUUAGACCACGGACACUACCACUACAUGAGCUGGACAAUGCCCACCCGCUAUUCAGGAAGUUGAGUCGAGGCCUGAAGCGGUCAGUCUCGGCCUCCACGGCUGGGGGACAACCCUUCGGCUCUCACCGCCCGCCAAGGGUUCUCCCUGCACCCGCACCUAUUGCUGCUUUCACAGCCGAACAGUACCAGCAGCAUCAGGAGCAGCUGGCCCUGAUGCAGAAACAGCAGCUGGAGCAGAUCCAGCUGCAACAGCAAGCCAACAGCACCGCCACUGCAAACAGCACACACGGCCUGGCAAAUACGUUGGACCAGGCCAGCGCUCAGUUCGCCGCCUCGGCUCUCGUCACCGCCGACCAACUGCUCUCUCUCAAAUCCAAGGAGGAGCUAGCCCUGGGAGGCGGAGUCAACGGCGUCCUCUCCCCCUCAGGUGUCUACAAGGGCUUGCACCUCUCGAGCACAGCGUCCCCUUCCCCCGCCGCCCCGGCUCCUGUCACCACCACCCCAACACCCGCCUUGCUCCACCCCUGCACCACCUCCGCCACCAGUAACAACAACGGCACCGCCCACCCUGCCAACACCACCACUACCACUACCGCCACCACUCAGGUCCUGCUGGGAAACAACAACAGCCUCCGUCUGGGUGUUCCCACCGGCAAGCGUGUCCACGCCCCCCGGACGUUGAGCACCACCAUGUCAACAUCCGCCUUAAAGCUCGCCCAUGCAGCCGCUGCCACCGCCAACUGUCAGAAACCCAAGGUCACUACGGCCUCGGCCUCGCCGCUGGACAUAGUGCCCAGGGAGAAUCACGAACAAGACAAGCCAGCACUGAACAGUCUAUCAGAGAACACAAUGGCCAUGGAGGUUACGUAGCCUCCCGUACGCAGCACGGGGGAAGCGUAACUCCUUUUUGUUUGUUUUUUUUUGUUUUUUUUAGGUGCUAUGCAUCGUUCGUUAGUCGUGAAAAGCAAGUGGUGGCGGAAUGAGCACGGCAAGGCUGGGUUUCCAUGGUAACUGUUUUGGGACUUAAUUGCAAUGCUCGUCUCGUACAAUUAUUAUUUUUUCUCUCUCUCCCCAUUUCCCUAUUUGUUACUGUUAAUAAGAGAUCGUCUGUAAAUUCUUAAUAUGGCAAUUAUAUGUACAGUACUGCAUAUUUGUAAUACCCCCCUCCUCCUCCUCCCACCCAUCCUCCCUGUUCUUGUAUAUAACAUUACUUGAAUACAGAAUUGUUCAUUUGUGAUGUUUUGCACUCGAGACAUUUAAAAAAAAAAAAAAAAAAAAAGGAAGAAAAAAAAAUCCAAAUUAAAAAGAGAAAACGACAAACUGCAACUGGUGCGAUGUAUGAGGUGUGAAAGUUGUACCACAGAAAAAUGUAUGUCAUCACAUGCAUGGUGCGGAACCUGCUGUUUGAUCUAUUUAUUGUGCCGUGUUUACAAAGAUUUUUUUUUUUCUCCAUUCAUGUUUUUUUUUUUAUACACUGUACCCCUCACCGGUUCCCCGUGCUGUAGUCAGUGUUUAGCUAGAUUUAAAAAAAAUAAGAAGAAAAAUUCUUUAUUUUUUUUAUUUUGAAAAAAAAAUUUUUGGAUGUUGUGAACAUGGCCGGGACGGUUUUCGCCCUUUUUUUUUUUUUUUUUUUUUUUUUUUUUUUUUUUUUUUUGUUGGGCGUCCCUUCCACGAUGUUCCCGUGUGUCAUGUUUGAAUCCAUGGAGACGUGCAUUCAUGCAGAUUCAGGCGCAGAGCAGUAGAAGACGACGGCGAUGACGACGGGUGUGAAUUUGUUUGUUGUAGGCAUCAGUUUGUCGGUGGGUUAAUCAGUUUUCCACAAAGCUCUUUCAUUACGUAUAUUAUUCCUGAGACAAGUAACAAAAUGGGGAUGAAGACUCUUUCCCAGAAGCUGCUUCUGACUUAUCAAAGCACUAUAUAAUUUGUUUUUUUUUAAUUGAUUGAUGCUGCUUUUGUAUGAUUUUUGGUCUCCGGUUUGCACCGGACGGCUUUAUUUACUUUUUGUUUUCUCUAAAAGAUAAUCCCCCCCCGUCACCUCAUCAUUUUUUAAAAUAAAUAUUUUUGUAUCUCCCUUUUUUUUUUCCUCACAAAAGACUUCAUUCUUGUUACUUGUUGAUCUAAAAAAAAAAAGAGAGAAAAUCUAAGGGAGUUAAAAAAAAAA
Larimichthys crocea (large yellow croaker) is the source of this 4147-nucleotide messenger RNA. Its product is annotated as enhancer of polycomb homolog 1. Gene Ontology annotation, biological process: regulation of transcription by RNA polymerase II. Bases 346 to 2856 code for a protein of 836 amino acids. The transcript is spliced from 14 exons. Lineage: Eukaryota; Metazoa; Chordata; Actinopteri; Sciaenidae. Gene Ontology annotation, cellular component: NuA4 histone acetyltransferase complex. The record is from RefSeq and is a predicted model, not a curated record.